AUGGGAACAGCAGAAGAGAACCAAACAGUUGUCAUGGAAUUCAUCCUCAUAGGAUUCAGGACUAUCCCUGAACUGCAGGGUCUUCUUCUUUUGCUCUUUCUAGCAAUCUACAUUGCUACAGUGGUGGGGAACCUCCUCAUUGUUGCAAUAGUUGUUACUGAUCAGCAUCUUCACACACCUAUGUACUUCUUCCUGGUGCAUCUAUCCUGCAUGGAGAUGUGCUGUACUUGUACCAUCCUUCCCAGGAUGUUGGCCACGUUCUUGACAAAUGAAUAUGUCAUCUCAUUAAAUAGCUGUUUCUUGCAAUAUUAUUUUCUAAACUGGAUGGAAGCAUCUGAAUGUUGUCUCUUGUCAGCCAUGUCUUAUGAUAGGUACCUAGCAAUAUGCAAGCCCCUACAUUAUGCAACACGUAUGAAUGGCAAAUUCUGUUUGCAGCUAGCUAUUGGGUCUUGGAUAAAUGGGAUGGCUGCUAGUACUAUUGUAACUGCUUUCCUAUUCCAUUUGAUUUUCUGUGGUCCCAAUGAAAUUGAUCAUUUCUUCUGUGAUUUAACCCCAAUGAUGAAUCUUUCCUGUGGUGACACCAGCACACUUGAGAUUGUUACUUUCAUCUUGGCUUCCAUAUUCACAUUGCCCCCAUUUCUACUGACAGUCAUCUCGUAUAUUUGUAUCAUUGCCACUAUCCUGGGGAUGCCUUCUGCCACCAGGAGGCACAAAGCAUUUUCCACCUGCUCCUCACACCUUAUUGUGGUGACACUUUUCUAUGGGUCUCUAAUCAUUGUCUAUGUGUUACCAAAAAAUAACAUAUUCAGAGACCUCAAGAAGGUGUUCUCAUUCUUCUAUACUGUUCUGACUCCCAUAGUCAACCCUCUCAUAUAUAGUUUGAGAAAUAAAAAUGUAAAGGAGGCUUUUGCAAAAGCUGUGAGCAAAUAUUUGUCUUUGAUGAGAGAUCAGAGAACCCAUACUAAUUAUUAA
Messenger RNA from Alligator sinensis (Chinese alligator), 972 nucleotides. RefSeq names its product olfactory receptor 10A7-like. The transcript has a single exon. The coding region runs from base 1 to 972 and encodes 323 amino acids. Gene Ontology annotation, molecular function: olfactory receptor activity; G protein-coupled receptor activity. Gene Ontology annotation, biological process: G protein-coupled receptor signaling pathway. Gene Ontology annotation, cellular component: membrane. NCBI's taxonomy places the organism in Eukaryota, Metazoa, Chordata, Crocodylia, Alligatoridae. The record is from RefSeq and is a predicted model, not a curated record.